AGUACCUUACUGGUAGAGAGAGAGAGAGAGAGAGAGAGAGAGGAAUGCAAAUAUUAGAAGGGUAAGGCUUAAUAAAACCCAUCUCACAUUACCCUUUUCCUCUCAUUGACCUAAAAGAAAAGGCUGUCCAAAAACACAACACAUAUUUUUCUGCAGAAUGCUUGCUGCAUAAUUUUGAAAUAACCCUUUCUUGAUUUUUUUCAAAUGAUUCGUUUAAAUUUGCUCUUUCCAAAUCUUCUUCUUGUAUUAAUAUUCUUCCCUGUUAAAGCACAGUUUAAUCGGGUUGAAGGGAUAGCAGAUGAUCCUUCUUCAAAUUUUCAACCAAGCCUUGCUAUUGUUAUAGGAAUUCUUUGCAUAAUGUUCUCAGUGACAUUUAUUCUCCUUGUCUAUGUAAAAUUCUGUCAUAGGGGUGUUUCUUUUCCAAGCCUUACACAAAAUAAUCCUAUGUUAGUUAGAUCAGGAUCAAGAUACUCAGGAGUUGAUAAAACAGUUAUAGAGUCACUUCCUUUUUUUAGAUUCUCUUCAUUAAAAGGAUCUAAAGGAGGACUUGAAUGUGCUGUCUGCUUAUCGAAAUUUGAAGAUGUAGAAGUUCUUAGGUUACUACCUAAAUGUAAACAUGCUUUUCAUAUUAACUGUGUUGAUCAAUGGCUUGAAAAACAUUCAAGUUGCCCUCUUUGCAGAUGCAAGAUCAGUGCAGAAGACCCAACUCUAUUUACUUAUUCAGCUAGUAUGAGAUUUUUGGGCCGAGAUGACUCUAAUAUGGAGCUAUUUGUUCAAAGAGAGGAGAGCAAUCGUCAAGCAUCUUCUUCUUUUUCUUCUUCAAGAUUUUGCAUUGGAAGCAGUUUUAGAAAAAUUGAUAAAAAGGAUGACAAUGAUGAAGAAGCAAUAUUAAUUCAAGAAAGUGAAAUUAAAGAUCUGCAUAAGUUCAAUCACAAGAUUAUUGUUUCUGAUUUUGUGCUCAAGAAUAGAUGGAGUAGCGUUUCUUCUUCUGAUUUAAUGUUCUUGAACUCAGAAAUGCUUCAAGAUUUUUCAAGCAAUAGAUUUUCUUCUUUGGAUUUGAAUAAUGAGCAAUUCUCAAAUGCGAGAACUAUGGAAGAUGAUAACAACAACCAAAUAAUGAAGAUUAAAGAAGAAAUGGAGAUCAAGAGAUUGUUUGAAAGCAAGGUUAGUUCAAUUAAUAAGUAUAAUCAUUAUUCUGAUCCUUGUUCAUCAUCAGAUUCAAAGGAAAAGACUGGUUCAAGUAUUAUGAAUAAUUCAUCAACUGGAAGAAGAUCAGUAUCUGAGAUCACUGCUUUUUCAAGAUUUAGAAAUUUUAAUUUUAAGAAUUCACUUAGAGAGUCGGGUGGAAAUAAUAAAAAUGAGGAAAGACAGAGGCGGGUUUGGUUGCCAAUUGCAAGAAGAACAGUUCAAUGGUUUGUUAAUAGAGAAAGAACUUCUCAACUGACUCAUCAUCAGAACAAAACACAAACACUAGAUGUAUAAUAAAAUUUUUUUAUUUCUGUGUCUUUUCUUUUCUUUUUUUUCAUAUAUAUACAUAAUUUUCUUCGGAAAUUUCACAUGGCUUGAGUUCUUCAAA
Jatropha curcas is the source of this 1576-nucleotide messenger RNA. Its product is annotated as RING/U-box superfamily protein. Lineage: Eukaryota; Viridiplantae; Streptophyta; Magnoliopsida; Malpighiales; Euphorbiaceae. The record is from RefSeq and is a predicted model, not a curated record.